AAUCAUCAAAUGAGUGACAAAAUGAAGGCUACUCGAGACAAAGUCACGAGUAGCUCUUUUUGUCACGAAACCCGUUCAACUCCAAUAGACAUUAUUUCAUGCAGGGGUAGUAUGGCACAGCACUUGAUUGCAGGGGCAAAUCAAGUGAUGUGCAACAAUGCAAUUCUGUAG
Molecule: messenger RNA, 171 nt
Organism: Racocetra persica
Lineage: Eukaryota; Fungi; Glomeromycota; Glomeromycetes; Diversisporales; Gigasporaceae
Source: the annotation of a GenBank genome assembly